Molecule: messenger RNA, 1850 nt
Organism: Malurus melanocephalus (red-backed fairy wren)
Lineage: Eukaryota; Metazoa; Chordata; Aves; Passeriformes; Maluridae
Gene: GPN1
Product: GPN-loop GTPase 1
Exons: 15
Coding region: 106-1221 (371 amino acids)
Molecular function (GO): ATP hydrolysis activity; GTPase activity
Source: RefSeq, a predicted model, not a curated record
CGCGGUGCGUCCCGGGCGGCAGCGGGGCCACAGCCGGGACAGCGCACAUCACGUCGGGGCCGCGGCCCCCCCUCCGCCCCGGAAGAACAAGCGGGCUCUGGGAAGAUGGCAGCGGCGGUGGGAGCUGCGGCGGCGGCGCCGCCGGUGUGUGUUCUGGUGCUGGGCAUGGCCGGCUCCGGGAAAACCACCUUCGUGCAGCGCCUGGCCGCCCACCUGCACGGGCAGCGCUGUCCUCCGUACGUGAUCAACCUGGACCCUGCCGUGCACAACCUGCCUUUCCCCGCCAACAUCGAUAUCAGGGACACUGUGAAGUACAAAGAAGUAAUGAAACAAUAUGGGCUGGGCCCAAACGGUGGAAUAGUGACCUCUCUCAAUCUCUUUGCUACAAGAUUUGACCAGGUGAUGAAGUUUAUUGAAAAAAGAAAAAAUGCAUCCAAGUAUGUCAUUAUUGACACACCAGGGCAAAUUGAGGUAUUUACCUGGUCAGCAUCAGGAACCAUCAUAACCGAGGCCUUGGCUUCCUCUUUCCCUUCGGUUGUUGUCUAUGUGAUGGAUACCUCUCGCAGUACUAACCCUAUCACUUUUAUGUCCAACAUGCUAUAUGCCUGUAGUAUCCUGUACAAGACAAAAUUACCUUUCAUUGUAGUMAUGAACAAAACUGACAUAAUAGACCACAGAUUCGCAGUGGAAUGGAUGCAGGACUUUGAGACUUUUCAGGAUGCCCUGAAUCAAGAGACCUCCUAUGUCAGUAACCUGACUCGUUCCAUGAGUUUAGUGUUGGAUGAAUUUUACAGUUCACUGAAGGUGGUUGGUGUUUCUGCAGUGCUCGGCACAGGACUGGAUGAGUUUUUUAUCCAGCUUUCUAACGCUGUAGAUGAAUAUGAGAGAGAGUACCGUCCAGAGUAUGAGCGCCUGAGAAAAACAUUGGAGGAAGCUCAAGAGAAACAAAAGAGAGAGCAGCUAGACCACUUGUGGAAGGACAUGGGCAGCGUGUGUGUGCAGGGCAGCACACUGGCAGGACCUGAUGAUGCUUCCGCAAUGGGUCCCUCUGAGCUAAUCCUAACACGAGGAACUCUUGAUGAAGAUGAAGAAGAGAGGGAGAGUGACACUGAUGACAUUGACCAUGAAGUGACUGAGGAGAGUCGUGAAGAACCAGCCUUCAGAAACUUCAUGCAAGACAUGCGGCUGAAAUGCCAUAGAAAAAGCAACCUGAAUGAAUGAAACCUUCAAAAACAGAAGGUUUCAAAGGAACAGCAUAAAGAAAGCUUCAUGGAACUGUGCACGAAGACUUUUAUUUGUGAACAGCAUCCUCCGACUGGGGAGCUGAAAUAAAGUCCCUUGGAAAUUACGUACUUUAAAAUUUAUGGUUACUUACUACAUGAUUUUCUCCAGGAAUAGUUAUGGUGUGGUAGGAUCCUCUAUACAGAAUCUUAUAUGGGCUUUGGAACUUGGCUGAAUUCUGAUUCUAAGUAAUGCUAGAGAGAGAGCCUGUGGCCACUUAAGUUUCUCGACAGCUUUUGUUCAUUUGUCUUUUUAGGCUUUGAUUCAUUUUUUAACUUUUCCACUGGAUUGCGGUUUCCAAGGAGCAUGCCAAUCUCAUCUGAUUCUUAAUAUUUUGGACAAGCUUUGCACAAUGUCUGCUAUAAAAUGGGGUCUCCUAUCCGAGGAUGUUCUCAAUGGAAUUCUGAAUUGAGGACUGCAGUGAAGCUCCAAAGGGCGGGUGCAACCAGUGUGAAGAGUUUGUUUCACUCCUGAUGGAGAAGCUUGUCURAUCUGGAUUGUUUUCCUUCAGCAAUAUGGGAGUUCUGCUAGGAACUCUGGAGAAAUAAGAAAUAAAACCACUUUUCAAA